CUCUUUUUUGUAAUGCUUUUGAUUUUCGGUGACAUUGCUGAUGUGCGCCAAUUGUGGAAUGAAAACUUUGAUGCGAUGUUAGAAGAUUUUGUACACAGGGGUAUUCCAAAUGGUCAACCCUUGAUUCAGACAACACUCCAAAGCUUGAACAUAUUAUUGCAAAGGCAUUUAAAAACUGUUACCGAAUUUGACUUACCGGAUUUGCUUCAUGAGAUCAUUGAAACUGAAUUGUCUACUGUACUUAUUGAAGAGCUUUCUUAUAACUUUAUUAUAGCUGACCUUAAUAAAGCAAACACAUUAAAUAAAGCACAACAUACUAUAUUCGACGAAACAUUUAGUCUUAUAGAGCAUCGCAAAAGUGGU
Molecule: messenger RNA, 363 nt
Organism: Racocetra fulgida
Lineage: Eukaryota; Fungi; Glomeromycota; Glomeromycetes; Diversisporales; Gigasporaceae
Source: the annotation of a GenBank genome assembly